UGUUCCGGCUCCCAUAGCCGCAAGUUCGAGUAAGCGAACACGCCCACCUCGUCUCCUUGCCAGCAUCGUCACCAACUGAUAAACAUCUAAACUGAAUGUACACCUUCAGUGCGAGCGUUUGUUCACCUUCAGUGAGAGCGUCGAGAGAAGAAAGAAAGUAGUUUUCCGCGCAGAGAGAGAGGAUGGAUUCUUCUAAGAAAGUGCAUAUUUCUCAGCAAGCCUUUGAUUCGCUUGUGAGGGAGAAUAUGGAAGAUUUGGGAAUGGAUCCUCAGGAAGCUCUCCAAGAUGCCAUCGAUACUUUGAAGCUACAGGGAGUUGAUCUUUCUGCUAUUAUAAAAUGGGCCCCUGGAGUUUGCGGUGCCAAUGAAAAUCCUGUGAUUCAGGCAUUGGAUAAUUUGAAAGAAAUAUUCACGAGGUUGUCCUCCUCUGGGUUUGAGGCAAUUACAUUGGCAAAGGGUUCUGAUGAAUGUGGAUUUGAGAAGUUCAUAGCUUCAGCUGCAGAUCUUGAAGAAAUGGUUGAAUUGCUCGGGAAGCUUCAUUCUCUCUGUUGUGAUGAAAAAUUGGGAAAUGCUUCCAUUGUAACAAGGAAUGGAGGCGUGGAGCUUCUAGUCUCUAUUUGUUCUGAUUUGAUUCCUGAAUAUGAAAGACCUCUUUCUUCAGCAUUGAGGACUUUGAGUUCAGUCCUCCAUGAUUUUCAAGGAAAGGAGAUAUUUAGGAAGACGGAUGGACCAAAAGCUCUUAUGGAUAUCUUAAAAAAAUACAGUCAGAACAUCAGUAUAUUGGAUGGAGGUCUUGCUGUUGUCACUGCAGCAGCAACUGGAAAUGAGAUUCUUAAGGAGUCGUUCAUGGACCUGAAAAUUGAUGAGUUCCUGACACAACUUCUGAGGUCACUGACUAAUUAUGGCAUGCCGAGUUUGUAUGAUGCCAUACGGGCAUUGUUGACUGCAGAUGAUGGUCGUGUCUUGGCUUCUCAAGUUUAUGGCUACGCCCGGAGAUUUGCUAAAAUUGGAGCCCACAGUUCCCUGCUAGAUUCACUUCGUCAAGAAAGACUCAAGUCUUCUUCUUUAAUUUUUGCGGCAACUGCUUUGCGGACAAUUGCUGUUAAUGAUGAAAUAUGCCGGUCGAUUGCUGAAAGUGGAGGGCUUGAUGUGGUUCUCCAGUGUAUUGAUGACAGCGGUGCAAGAAAUGAUAAAGCUGUCGCUAAAGCUUGUUGCACGUUGUUGUGCAAGCUAGCAGGAAGUGAUUCUAACAAAAGUUGCACUAUUCAGAAGGGAGGGCUUAAUAUACUUAUAAAACUUUCAUCUAGAUUUUCUGAUGAUCCUUCCAUUUUACUGGAGAUAAUGUCUAUUGUCUGUGCCCUAUCUCUGAGAUCCCCUGAAAAUGCAAGCGCUGCAAUUGAAGCUGGUGUGGGUGAUGUUGCAAUUGAAGCCAUGCAGAAGUUUCCUGCUGCCCAUCAGAUGCAAAGACAGGCUUGCCUCAUGAUUCGAAAUCUUGUUGCUCGGAAUCAUGAAAACAGGUCCAUUUUGCUGAAUAACGGUAUUGAGACGCUUGUGAGGAAGGCCAAGGAAAACCAUGAAAGCUGCAAAGAUGCUGCAACUGCUGCAUUGAGAGAUCUCGGACUAGAUAACUACAAUGUGUAACCACCACACAUGGCAUUUCUUCAUCCAUCUUCUUGUGCAUGCCACUGAAUCAAAUUUUCUGUACUAGAUCCCAUUGCAUUUCUCUGCAGCGUCACAAGGAAUUAUUCUCCCCCCCUAAAGAGUAUUGGAUUCUGCCCAAAAGCAUAUUUUAGCAAUUGCCACACUACAUGGUGCUGCCUGUUUAUAGGUACUUGCAGGGUUCAUCAGGACCAUGCAUUAUUAGGAACAUUGGGUUUAGCUUCUUGCCAGUGACAAAUGUCCAGUUGUAACAAGUUUUUGAUGAAAUCACACAGGAAUUAUGCAAGAUAACAUUGUACAUUCCAUUCACAAUAUAAGGGAUGGUUUUAAUUUA
This is a messenger RNA of Amborella trichopoda, 1992 nucleotides long. RefSeq names its product ARM repeat superfamily protein. Lineage: Eukaryota; Viridiplantae; Streptophyta; Magnoliopsida; Amborellales; Amborellaceae. Gene Ontology annotation, molecular function: protein binding. The record is from RefSeq and is a predicted model, not a curated record.